This is a messenger RNA of Cylicocyclus nassatus, 4808 nucleotides long. The record is from the annotation of a GenBank genome assembly. Lineage: Eukaryota; Metazoa; Nematoda; Chromadorea; Rhabditida; Strongylidae.
UUAUAGUUUUUGCAGUCUUUUCCCAGAUUUAUGGAUUAUAUUGAACGACAAGCAGAGGAAUCAGAAGGCGAAGAAUCCUCAUCAUCCACAUCAUCGACAGAGCAAGACCAGCCUAAAGCUAAGAAGAGAAAAAUACAAAAAGAGAAGAAGAAAAAGAGCAAACGCGUUGUUGAAAGCGAUGAUGAAGAUGAAGAAGAAGACGAUGACGAGCAAGGUGCUGAAGAGAUGAAAGGAUUCAUUGCUGAUGAAGAGGAAGAAGAGGAAGAUGCUGAUGACGACAAAUCAGAAAAGUCAGAAAAACUUGAAGAUGAAGAGGACGAGCUGGAUGAUGAUGAUAUAGAUUUGAUACAAGAAAAUCUGGGAAAUAGAAAAGAAAAAAAGCAGCGAAUCAUACAACCAGAAGAUUCUGAUGAGGAUGUUGACGAUCGAACAGCCAUCCAAAAGAAACUGUUUGGCGAGGGAGAUGAUGGAGAAGGCCCCUCGAGCCCGCGAAGAGGAGAUCUAAGCGGCGAAGAUUCUGACAGGGAACGAUAUUCAGACUCCGAGCAAAGCGAGGAUAACUUCAUUGUUAAUGAAGAUGGCGGGCGACAUGGUCAUCGUCAUCACAGGCGAAGGGAUGGAAAUAUGCCUGAAGGUGCUUUGGAUGAAGCGCGCGACGUUUUUGGUGUUGAGGACUUCAAUUUUGACGAAUUUUACGAUGAAGAUGAAGAGCCCAUCGAGGAUGACGAUGAAGACCAAGAAGAUCUCAUGGAUGACGAGGGAGAAGGCGAAGGAAGAGUACGCCGAGUGCGAGCGAAAGAGAAGACUAGUACUCUUCUGGAUACAAUGGAGCCAUCGGAAUUAGAAAGAGGUUUCAUGGCGCCAGCAGACAAGAAAAUCCAGCUUGAGGAUAAACCAGAGAGAUUUCAAUUGCGGAAAUCUCCUGUCACUGAAGCGGAUGAUAUGGAGUUAGAGCAGGAGUCAAAGUGGAUAUACUACCAUGCUUUCUGCUCAACAUCCAUUUCCACUCAAAAGUCCAAUCUUUUGGCGUAUGUGGCCGAUUAUCGAGGAAACGAUAGGUCGCAGUGUGAGGACGAAGCUAGAGAAACUAUAAAAGAAGCUCUGAAGUUUAUGCGGAAUCAACUGUUCGAAGUCCCGUUCAUUGCUUUUUAUCGAAAAGAGUUGGUGAGCACUGUGCUUCCAAUCAAUGACCUUUGGAAAGUGUACGAAUGGGACGAGAAAUGGUGCCAUUUGCAACAUAGAAAAAAGAAGCUAGUCGAAUUGAUGAAACGUAUGCAGUAUUACCAGACCGAAUCAAUGCAAAAUUUUCGCCGUACCAUCUCAGACGUCGACAUAAUCGAAGUUCAGAAUGCCGAUUCUAUAGAUGCUGUAAGCGAUCUAUCAGCCCAGUUCCACUUGUAUUACGGAGCUGAAGUGAAUCGAAUGUUGGAUUGGGAGGCUGCGCAAAAGGACAUUGAUGAAGGUGGCGAUGGUACCAAUGUUCAUGGCUCGAGAUUCAGACAGAGUACCCGAAAUGAUAGCUAUCAGUUGUGCGUUGAUAACGGCAUUGGUGGCAUGGUGUCACGUUUUGGAAUUACUGCUCGUCAGCUCGCGGAAAACUUGGAUUGGAAGAAACAUGACGUAGAACAGGAUCCGGUGGCACCAAAAGUUGCCGCUGCUGACUACACUAAUUCUUCCUUCCCAACUCCUGAAGCUGUGAUUGCCGGUGCUAUCUAUAUGAUGGCCAGAGAGCUCAGUCGCGAGCCUGCAGCGCGUGAGAGGAUACGUCAAACGUAUCGAGAACACGCAAAAUUAUAUGUGCGACCAACGCAGAAAGGUCGCGAACAUCUAGAUGAAGCUAGCCCUGUGUGGAAGAACAGGUACAUCAAAGGGAAACCUGUGUCUCUGCUUGAAGAAGAGGAAUUCCUGUAUCUUCACCAGGCUAAGAAAGCAGAACAUCUCGACGUGAAGUUUGUGUUUGAGAAGCACACUCCCAACGACGAGGUCGUGCGAGUUUUAUCAGACGCUGUCCUCACUGAGCAACCCUACCGGGUGGACGAGUACUCUGAAAUAGUGGAAGAGUGGAACUCGAUCCGUGAAAAAGCAACAAGAAUGGCUAUAGAUGAGAUGCUUCUCCCAUAUUUGGAAGGCGAAAUGGAGCAAAAACUUGUAGAUGAAGCCAAAAAUAGUGUGCUAUAUAAGUGUGGCAGAGCUAUGUAUGCACGGUUAGAACCAGCAGCUUUCCAUCCAUCUGAAGAGCAAAUGGAAGAUGAAGACGAAGACUUCAGUCGACAAGGAGAAGUACGGGUCAUGGGAAUUGCCUACUCAACUGAUAUGGAUGAGGCCUCUUUUGGAGUGCUAGUGGAUCAGGACGGGGCUGUCAUAGAUUACUGCAGAAUGGUUCAUUUCACCAAGCGAGGAGGAUUUGGUCCUCAAGCGCAAUUGAAGUCUGAGUCUAUGGCCUUUUUCAAAAAGUUCGUGGAACGUCGACGUCCUCAUGUGAUAGCUCUAUGUGGCGAAAAUUUGGAUGCCAUUCGUCUCCGGAGAGAUGUAGAAGAGUGUUUGAAUAGCAUGGUAGCCGAAAGCGAGCUUACUAGAGCGCCUCCCGUAUAUAUCAUGGACAAUGAAGCUGCAAAAGUAUUUAUGCUGUCAAAAAGUGCCAUGACUGAGCAUUCCGGUUAUCCACCAACACUCCUCCAAGCCAUUUCGCUAGCGCGACUCAUGUUGGACCCAUUAUGGGAGUAUGCACAUCUGUGGAACGCUGAUGAAGAUGUUUUUUGCCUAAAUUUCCAUCCUUUGCAAAGUGAAAUAAGCAAGGAAGAACUGAGUAAUGUGCUUGCUCGAGAACUCAUCAAUCGGGUCAAUGAGGUGGGAGUCGAUGUAAAUCGGUGUCUGGAACAUCCACAUACUGCGAAUGUCCUCCAGUUUGUCUGUGGUCUUGGGCCACGAAAAGCGACACAUCUUCUGAAAAUGCUCAAACAGCACGACCAUCUUCUGGAAAGUCGUACAAAACUUGUGACCCUGUGUCGCAUGGGUCCGAAGGUGUUCAUGAACUGCGCGGGCUUCAUCAAGAUUGAUACAACUAGGGUUGCUGAGAAAACUGACGCAUAUGUGGAAGUGCUAGAUGGGUCUCGUGUUCAUCCUGAAACUUAUGAAUGGGCAAGAAAGAUGGCUGUUGACGCACUAGAGGUGGACGAUUCAGCAGAUCCUACCACUGCCUUAGAGGAGAUUCUGCAAGCCCCAGAUCGUCUAAAAGAUCUCGAUCUUGAUGCUUUCGCUGAGGAACUGAAGAGACAAGGUUUUGGUGAGAAGAAAGCCACUUUAUACGAUAUCUCAGCGGAGUUGAAUCAUAGGUAUAAGGACCAGCGCAGACCAUUUAUACCACUAAGCGACCAGGAGUUGUUUACACUUUUGACGAAAGAAUCCAAGGCAACUUUGGAGGAAGAGAAAAGAGUCUGCGGCGUUGUUACAGGAGUUCAAUUCAAGAAAAUUCCGGAAGAGCAAAGACAAUCAUACAUCUCUGGUCACGAACACAUGCAACGCAUACAAGAGUCUGAGUAUUGGGAAUGCUCGUUCUGUAGGAUGCCAAUCAUUUCAAAUAGGCUAUACGAACAUCUCCAGAUAAGAGACGCGCGAAAAGGCGGAUGUCCUGGUAUUCCUGUUGGCAUUCGUGUUAGGCUUGAUAAUGGUAUCAGCGGUUUCAUUCCGAACAAAAUGAUAUCUGACAGACCUGAAUCUUUCAAGAAUCCUUUGGAACGAGUCAAGAUGAAUCAGCCAAUUUAUUGCCGCAUCAUCAAGAUAGAGCCAGAAAAGUUCUCUUGUCUUUUGUCAUGCCGAUCGUCCGACCUCAAUAAGGAGCCUGUUACCGAGCACGAUAAAUUUUGGGAUUAUGAAGCCGAGAAAGAGGAUCUGGAGAAGGACCGUACGACAAAGAUACACAAGGCUGAAGCCAACUUUACUCAUCGGCAAAUCGUACACCCACAGUUCCACAAUGUGAGUUACCGCGAAGCACAAAGGAUGCUUGGCAGUAAAGAUACGGGUGACAUUGUCAUUCGACCUUCGGCGAAAUCAAAUAAUCGAUUGACAAUUUCGUGGAAAGUGACGGAUGGUGUCGUCGGUAAUAUCGAUGUUGAAGAACAUGAUAAGGAUGAUCCUAGCGAACUUGGUCGCCGCCUCACUAUCUUGGGAGAGGAGUUUGACGACCUUGAUGAAGCUAUAGCGCGAUUUCUUUAUCCAAUGGCGGAUCUUUGCAGAGACGUAAUGUCACAUAAGUAUUAUAUGGAUGGCACGUUCUCUGAGGAGCGGGACAAAGUUGAACAAAAGCUACGCGAUGAGAAAAGAGCCUCUCCUUCCCGAAUACCGUACACAUUGACUGCAUCGCGAACGUAUCCAGCGAAGUUUGUGCUCUCCUAUCUGGCAAGGAUAAAACCAUGUCAUGAAUACAUAUCAGUGACCAGUGAAGGGCUAAAGUUCCGACAGAAGUUCUUCCCCUCUCUUGAUCAGCUUCUGGCCUGGUUUAAAGUACAUUUCCGUGAACCACCUCCAGGAUUAAACAUUCAACAUCGUCGGUGAAAAACACUAGAACAUAGGCCUUUGGAAGUAACGGGAGCCGCUGAUUUACAAAGUGGUCAAAAUUUGCGGCACUUCUGCUCUUGUCGUUCAAGAAAAAUCGCUCUAUACGGAUAUUUAAUAAAUUAAUAACUUUCAUUUUGUCAGUCGAGGCAUUUGCUCGCAAAAUUCUUGUAUAUUGUUUGUGGAUGUGAUGUGUGAAGGAAGUCACUGUUGUUGUUUUCUUAUACUAAGAAUGUCAUUUGCAAAGAAAUUUAAAA